GACAACAUGUCUGUGUCUUUCUGUCUUGACAGAUGUUCAACCUCUUAAACGCAGCAGGAGCUAUGAAAUCCUACCACCUGACAUGUCGGAGCUGAGGAUGGUUCUGCUGGGAGGCAGCUGGUCUGAGAGGAAUUCAGUGGGGAACUUCAUACUGGGAGUGGAUGCUUUUAAUAAAGAACUUCAGUCCUGUUUGAGAAUCAGUGGAACAGAGAAAGAGGACAAAAUAGCCGUCAUCAAUACUCCAGAUCUGCAGUUUCCUACAGCAGACAAACUGACAGAGUUUGUAAAAGAUUGUACGAGUGUCUCUGAUCCUGGACCUCAUGUGUUCCUGUUGGUUCUGCAGCCUGAAACUUUCACUGAGGAACAGAAAUAUAUUCUCUGCAGAGUGCUCCAGAGUUUCAAUGAUCAAUCAUUUAAUCAUUCACUGAUUCUGAUUUUACCUCCCAGACAGAAACGUUCAGGUUUGAUGGAAGAUUACAUGAAACAGCCUCCGUUAAAGGAGAUGAUCAGAAAAUGUAGAUACAGAUAUCUGAUGCAGAAGAACCUUGAACGUCCAGAGCUGCUAACACGCUGUGGUCAGGUUGUUAAAGAGAACAAUGGAGAACAUGUGGAGUUUAAGGAAGCUACAGACAGUUUACCAGAUGAUCAUCGAAGUCUGACACAGAGGACAACACCAGGUUCCAUCAUGGCUGCCGUUACAGAUGCUGCACCUGAUCUCAGGGUUUUGCUGUUGGGAAAAAGUGAGAACAAGAAGACAGAACUUGGUAAUUUGAUCAUUGGACAACGAAGAGUUCAUCACCAGAAAUAUUAUCCAAGCAAACACUGUGUGUCCUCCUGUGGAGAGUGGAGAGGAAAACCAGUGACUGUAGUAAAAACUCCGGAUCUGUUCAGUCUGUCUGAGGAAGACAUGAGAAGAAAAGUGAAGGAAUGUGAGAGUCUCUGUCCUCCUGGACCAAAUGUUCUGCUGCUGUUAGUGAAGCCUUCAGAUUUCACUGAAAAUGAGAGAAACUCCCUGAAGUUCAUCCUGAGUUUGUUUGGAGAAGAUGUCUUCAGAUAUUCGAUGGUCAUCAUCACACAUGAGAAUAAAAUAAAUGAUGAUGUCAGUGAACUCCUCAGAGAAUGUGCAGGAAGACAAUACAACAUGGUUCAUGGAGACCGCAGACAGUUAAUGGAGGAGAUUGAAAACAUUAUGCAGGAAAACAAAGGAAGGUCCCUCAUCUUCACUAAAGGUACCAGAAGACCAAAGUCUGAGAUGUUCAAAGCAGCAUUAAACCUGGUUGUGUUUGGGAGGAGAGGAGCAGGGAAGACUUCAGCAGUCAAGGCCAUUUUAGGUCAGACAGAGCUUCGUUCAGCCUCCAGCUCAUCAGAGUGUGUUAAACAUCAGGGAGAGGUGUGUGGACGUCGGCUUUCUCUGGUGGAGAUGCCUGCCUUGUAUGGAGAACCUCAGGAGGCAGUAAUGGAGGAAUCAUUCAGGUGUGUCUCCCUCUGUGAUCCUGAGGGGGUCCAUGCCUUCAUCCUGGUCCUACCUGUGGGUCCCCUCACUGAUGAAGACAAGGGAGAGUUACAGACCAUCCAGAACACAUUCAGCUCUCGAGUCAAUGACUUCCUCAUGAUUCUGUUCACUGUGGAGUCAGAUCCUGCAGCUCCAGCUGUUGUUAACUUCAUCAGAGAGAACAGAAACAUCCAGGAGCUCCGUCAGAGCUGUGGAGGAAGAUCUGUUGUUCUCAACAUCAAAGAUAAGCAGCAGGUCCCAGAGCUGCUGGAUGCUGUGGAAGAAAAUAUUCCUGGUGAUGACAAAACAUACGGCUAUACAACUAAAACGUUCAUGUUUGGCAAAAUGGAGGAGCUACAGGCCGAACUUCAGGAGUUCAGGACAAAGACCAAUGUCACGGGUGCUGAUGAGCAGCGGAGCUCCGAGUGUCUCAGAAUCGUUCUGAUCGGAAGAACCGGCAGUGGAAAGAGCUGCUCAGGAAACACCAUUCUGAGCAGAAAACCAUUUGAAUCGAAAUCCGGCCAACAGUCUGUUACCAAGAGCUGCCAAAAAGGCCAAACCGUGGUGGAUGGUCGUCCUGUUGCCGUGGUCGACACACCUGGUCUGUUUGACAACAGUUUGUCUAACGACCAGGUCGGUGAGGAGAUGGUGAAAUGCAUGAGUCUUCUGGCUCCAGGACCACAUGUCUUCCUGCUGGUGUUACAGAUUGGCAGACUUACACCAGAAGAGAAGGAGACAUUACAGCUCAUCAAGAAGGUUUUUGGGAAGAACUCUGAAAAGUUCACCAUCGUUCUUUUCACAAGAGGGGAUGAUCUAGAAAAUGAGGAACUGUCCAUUGAAGAUUACAUAGAAAAUAGAUGUGAUGACUCAUUUAAGAAGCUGAUCUCUGACUGUGGAGGAAGAUACCACGUGUUUAAUAACCGAGAUAAACACAACCAAUCGCAGGUCCAUGAGCUGAUCAGAAAGAUCGACACCAUGGUGACGGAAAACGGAGGAAACUAUUUCACCAAUGAGAUGCUGCAAGAAGCUGAAGCAGCGAUACGGAAAGAAAUGGAGAGACUCCUGAAGGAGAAAGAAGAAGAGAUGAAGAGACAGAUGGAAGAGCUUGAACACGAACAUGAGAAAGAAAAGGAAGAAAUGAAAAGAAGGAUGGAAGAAGAGAGAGCAGCAAUGGAAAAGGAAAGAAAACAAAAAGCUGAACAACUGAAUGAAAUGAAGAAGAACAUCGAAAAGGAGCAUGAGCAAAAGAAAAGAGAGCAGAAAACCAGAGAAGAAGAAGAAAAGAGAAGAAAAGAGGAGGAAGAACGACAGCAGCAGCAGUGGGAACAUGAACGAGAAGCUUUGGAGACAAAAAUCAGGUCAGAAUCAGAAGAAAAGGAGACGAUUGACAGAAAACUGGAAGAGAGCAGAAAAGAGAUGGAAGAAAGACGAAAAGCCUGGGAGAAAGAACGAAAAGAGUGGUGGGACAACCGACAACAAGAAGAUGAAGAGAGACGUCAAGAGGAGGACAGAAAGCUAGAAAAGCUUCAAGAUGAAUUUAAACAGGAGAGAGAAAAAUAUGAAAAGAAAAGAAAAGAAGAUGAUAAAAAAAUAAAAGAACAGCAGAAAGAAAAACAAAAAUUAGAGAAAAACUACAAGAAAAUAAUGGAGGACAUGAAGAAGAAACAUGAAGAGGAGGCCAGAAGACAAGCUGAAGAACUGAAUGAUUUCCAAAAGAAAAACAAAAAUCUGGAAACUCUGAUGAGGAAACAAAACAAGGACCUGAAGGACCUAAAGGCUCUGAAGGAGAAACUUGAGAAAGAAAAGGAAGAAAUGAAAAGAAGCAGCCAGUCAGUCUGCAGGACUUCUGAUAUUAAUGAGAUUUCCUCCACGGGGUUCACAUAG
Melanotaenia boesemani (Boeseman's rainbowfish) is the source of this 3376-nucleotide messenger RNA. RefSeq names its product GTPase IMAP family member 8-like. The transcript has 5 exons. The record is from RefSeq and is a predicted model, not a curated record. Gene Ontology annotation, molecular function: GTP binding. Bases 83 to 3376 code for a protein of 1097 amino acids. NCBI's taxonomy places the organism in Eukaryota, Metazoa, Chordata, Actinopteri, Atheriniformes, Melanotaeniidae.